AUGCGUUCUCCAGUAUUGUUCCGCGGAAGGCCAUUGUUGUAUCAUCGCUCACAUUAUUACCCGGAUGAAGCUGUCCAUGUUUGGGAACUUAUCCACGAGGCUCUGCAGAAUUCCGAAAGGACACAUGAUACAAAAACGAGGAUAUUACUUGUCCCCAACGGAAGCUACCGAAUCUGUGGUAAAAUGAUGGCGGAGGCUUAUUCAAAGCUCUGUCCUGAAGUGAUACGCCGCAUCUUCAUUAUUGGACGUACAUCACAUUUCCUUCCAUACGCCUGUGCACUUUCACAAAUGGAUUAUUUAAACUCACCACUUGGAAAGUUGCCGGUCGAUCAAGAGACCAAUGACAAACUGAUUAAAACCGGUGACUUCACCUACCUCGACUUCCCAACGGAUACCAAAGAGCAGUCUAUUGAAAUGCAAUUACCCUUCAUUUCAAAAGUGAUGGAAAAUCAGAAAGGCUACUUCAAGGUGGUUCCAGUCUAUGUUGGGACGUUAGCACAUGAUCAGCUCACAGUUGUGGCACGUCGUUUCCGUGAUUAUUUACAAGAACCGGAGAAUGCAUUCAUAUUUUCCGCAAGUCUAUGUCACUGGGGUGAUAUUUACGGAUUCAAUGCCCAGAUUCCGGAUGCGCCCACAGUUUUGGAUAGCAUCAAAGCUUUUGAUGAGCGAGCCAUUGCGGCAAUGAAAGAGCUACGAUUUAGACCUUUUGAUGAGUUUCUGCUUGAUACCAAAGCUAAAGUUUUGGACAACCAAAUAAUUGCACUCUUACUAUUCAUGGUUCGGCAACUCCUGAACGUAAACCUCCACACGCUCAUCAGCAUGGAUGAGGAGAAGGUUGUUGACCAAAUGCGAAAGCUAGCCAAAUUCAAACUUAUGGGUCAAGCGUGGUCGUAUCCGGAUGUAACACCGGCUGAUAGUUGUAUAUCUUACGUGUCAGCUGUCGUUGAACUGGAUGAAGAAAGGUACAUUCCAGAGGAGCCACCAGAACCGAAUCCACUGAAUAAACUUUGUUAA
Opisthorchis viverrini is the source of this 1014-nucleotide messenger RNA. RefSeq lists its product as hypothetical. NCBI's taxonomy places the organism in Eukaryota, Metazoa, Platyhelminthes, Trematoda, Opisthorchiida, Opisthorchiidae. The transcript is spliced from 7 exons. The record is from RefSeq and is a predicted model, not a curated record. The coding region runs from base 1 to 1014 and encodes 337 amino acids.